ACGUCUGACAUUUCCUGGCUGGUUGCAUGAGUAGUGUCAAUGAAUGUAUCAUGUCCCGAAAGAAACGAGUGGCUUACUAGUUGGGUUAGAGUUUAAGGUGUGCAGGGAGAGAGGCUAUAAUCCUGACCAAAGCUGGCUUUCGUCACUACAGUCGUUUUGACUAAGUAGGACCACGGGCUCUGGUAGGACCUAUCCGAGGGCUAAGCGCGUAUCGAUAGCUAGUUGAGCUAGUUAGCUUGCUAGCUACGUUACAACGUUGACCCAUUUAAAGGAUGUAUCUGGUGGGGCUGACGGGGGGCAUUGCCUCGGGGAAGAGCACUGUGUCCUCCCUCCUCAGAGAGCUUGGAUGCCCCAUUAUCGACGCUGAUGUUGUGGCCAGGCAAGUCAGUGGUGGAGCCCCACAGCAGGGCAUAUGUCCAGAUAGUGCGGCACUUCGGGCCCGACAUCCUGCAGGAGAGUGGCGAGAUCGACAGGAAGAAGCUUGGCCAGCUCAUCUUCGCCAGCGACGACAAGCGCCGGCUGCUCAACGCCAUCACCCACCCCGAGAUCCACAGAGCCAUGCUCAAGCAGAUCCUGCUCUACUUCCUCAAAGGUUAUCGAUACGUCGUUCUAGACGUUCCAUUGCUGUUUGAGACAAGAAGACUCACCCGUUUCCUCAACCACACCGUAGUAGUCUACUGUGACCCGGCCACGCAGCUCUCGCGGCUGAUGCAGCGGGACGGCCUGACCCAGGAGGAGGCCGAGCAGCGCGUGGCCACGCAGAUGCCCAUGAAGGAGAAGCGCGGCCUGGCCAGCCACGUCAUCGAGAACUCGGGCAGCCGCGAGGACACCCACCGGCAGGUCCUCCGCCUCCACACCACGCUCGAGGACUCCAUGGAGUUCCUGCUGGUCCGCGCCGUCGCCAUGGCAGCCGCCGCCGGCCUGGGCGGCCUCCUCCUCUACACAAUCAAGCUGCUGGUGUCCUAGCAACGGUGACCACAGAGGAGGGACGUCUGGAGGGUUCUAUAUCAGGGACUGGGGGGGUUCCGGUUCAGGAAUUACAUGGUUCCCAUGGCAAUGGUUGAAGUGUGACUGCACUGAUAAGCUGGGAGAUAUAUAUAUUUUUUUUUGUUCGAAUCAUUUAUUUGCUUACUUCAGAAAAAUAGAUUUUAAGGACUGGUAACACUUUUUGAAAGAAGUCACAUAAUUGGAUGUAUCGGACAGUCUGUUGUAGUCUGCGCUGUACCACUCUGUGUGUGUGUGUGUGUGUGUGUGUGUGUGUGAAAGCAGUGACCUGUAUGUGUUAACUCCAAUAUGUCCAAUGAUGUUGCACAGUAAAACACUAACUAUGAGGUAGCAGUGGUGUAAAUAUGUACUUACUGUAGGUUUCUUUUUCUCUUUCUUUUUUAAUGUGAACAAGCAUAACAGACAAUGCAUUAUGUACAAUUGCUGCUACCUUACAGUUUUUAAAGAAAUUAGAAUGUAUGUGAUAUCACUUGUAUUUUCCUGUAUGGAAUAAAUAGGAUUUACUCACUACAACCAUA
Alosa alosa (allis shad) is the source of this 1523-nucleotide messenger RNA. It is a transcript of the gene dcakd, whose product is annotated as dephospho-CoA kinase domain containing. Gene Ontology annotation, molecular function: ATP binding; dephospho-CoA kinase activity. Gene Ontology annotation, biological process: coenzyme A biosynthetic process. The record is from RefSeq and is a predicted model, not a curated record. Bases 367 to 966 code for a protein of 199 amino acids. The transcript has 5 exons. NCBI's taxonomy places the organism in Eukaryota, Metazoa, Chordata, Actinopteri, Clupeiformes, Clupeidae.